Molecule: messenger RNA, 2088 nt
Organism: Eruca vesicaria subsp. sativa (arugula)
Lineage: Eukaryota; Viridiplantae; Streptophyta; Magnoliopsida; Brassicales; Brassicaceae
Source: the annotation of a GenBank genome assembly
CGACGCUCGAAGAAUUGUGACUCGAAAGUGGAAAGCGCGGUCUCGAGUCUACUAAUAAUUUUGUUUGGUAAAAAGUCUGGUUUCCCUCCAACCCUCUUAAUAAUAUUUGAAUCUCCCUCUUCCUCUUCCUUCUUGCACCAAGAUUCCGUUCUCUGGUUUGCCCUAGAUCUAGGGUUUCCCUUUCCGCUUCAAAAUUGCCCUUUGGUAGACGAUGAAGCGUAAGGGAGGACAUAAGAAAGGGAACAAGUCUAAAAAGUCCAAGUCUGAGAACUUGAAGCAGACACUCCAAAACAGUGAAUCUGACCAAAGUUCUGCUGAGUUUGAACAUGGAUCUAAGGCAGAAGUUGAUGCACCCGCCCCCACUGGCGAUUCACCUAUUGCUGCCAGUGCAGAUCCGGUUAAGUCUGUUGGGCGUGUUAAGGUUAAAUUGAAGACCUCGAAAGCACCAGAACCUGAUGUUCCGUUGAGUAUUGAUGUCCAUAAGAAUACUAGUCCUCAGGCUGAGCCAGACAAGUCUUCUGUGGCGGUUGAGAAGAAAGAGGAACCUGUUCCUCCUCGUUUGCCUGAGAGAAAACCUGUUCUCAAUGUUUAUAGGAAGAUGAAAGGUAUUAAGAUUAAGUCUUGGAAGGCGGUUGAUGGAUCUAGCUCAGUUUCUGAGAAGACUGCUGUUGAUACUGCUGUCAAGCCCCAGGAUUCGAAUGUACUUGAUAAGGAUACUAAGACGCCUGAUGAGAGUUCUCAAGUCAAGAAGCUAGAACCAGAAAGUGUGCCUGUUUCUUCUCAGAAUGAACAGAAGAAGACUGAUCAAAGUUCGCGAUACAAUAAGCAAGAACUCGAAGAUUCUCUUACAGUGGUCAAGAAGAUUAUGAAGAUGGAAGCUGCUGAUCCCUUUAAUGUUCCUGUGGACCCAGAAGCUCUUGGGAUUCCUGACUAUUUCGACAUCAUCAAGACACCUAUGGAUUUUGGAACAGUAUGCAGUAAUCUUGAAAAAGGCAACAUAUAUAUGAAUUCUGAGGAUGUUUACAAGGAUGUCCAGUUCAUCUGGAAUAACUGUUCCAAGUACAAUAAGAAAGGUGAUUACAUCGUGGACCUGAUGAAGCGAGUGAAGAAAAAUUUCAUGAAGUACUGGGCUGCCGCGGGAUUGUAUACUGAGCUAUCUGGAGAGAAUGCCCAACUAGAGGAUGGUGGAAAUGCAUCCACCAAAGGUAGUCAGCCCAAGCAAAAGAGUCAGAAGCGCCAUGGAAGGCACCACAAGAGUGAUUGUAUGUGUGCAGUAUGUAUUCUGAAGAGACGUAAAAGAGAACGUCAUAGUUCUCAAGGAAAUUCUGGAGCACUAGAGGAAUCUUCACCUAUUAGAAGUCCGUCUGUGGAUAAUUCAUCAAUAAAUAUGCGUGAGGAGCAGGACAUGGAUGUUGAUGUUGACAACAAAACUAGACAAGGAAAAACAGAAAUCGUGGAACUAGAUAGUCCGGUGGCAAAAAGACAAAGAGUUAGUGAAAAUAAACAAGAUGUGGAGGAAGAAGAACAAAAGGAAGAGGAAACCCUUGAGGUGGAGAAUGAAACUAAAACCAAGGCUAUUGUCCAGGAUAAGACCCAAUCGAUUGAUAAAUCGACAGAAGAGACUGGUGAGGAGCCCGUGACUAGUGCUGCGGAGAAAUUGGUUGUUUUAGCUUCCGUUGAGGGUCCAAAAUUAACUCAGAAUGAAGAGGAAGAGAAGGCAAAACGACUCCGAGAGCAGAAGGAACAGCAGGAGUUAGAGCGUAAACAAUGGAGAACUAAGAUGCAUGAGAAGUUCCAACUCAGAAACCCUCAGCUUCUAAAUCUCUGCGAGACUAUUUUUCCUAACAGCAACAACCACAGUUCUGUCUGGAACGGACCUCACUCACUGUUUAAACGUCCAGGAGGAUCAAAUCGUACUAGUUCCUUACACAAAGCAGUUGAUGCUUUGAUGAAGUAGUAAGGAUUCACAAUGUAACAUUAGUAUUUAGCUAAUCUUCUUCGCUUUGCCUGUUUAGAUAUGUUUGAUUGAUGCAUCCAAUGUCAAACACCAUAAGAUUGUUGUCAGUGAAAGAAGAAACUUCAACCUGU